Aphanomyces astaci is the source of this 2837-nucleotide messenger RNA. RefSeq lists its product as hypothetical. The record is from RefSeq and is a predicted model, not a curated record. The transcript is spliced from 6 exons. The coding region runs from base 10 to 1875 and encodes 621 amino acids. NCBI's taxonomy places the organism in Eukaryota, Oomycota, Saprolegniomycetes, Saprolegniales, Verrucalvaceae.
AGAAGACGUAUGAAUACGAAGGACGGAGUGUACCUCGUGUUGGAUGGGCUCAUUGGGACUACCCACGACCGCAUCUUGUACACGUACAUGUACCAGCAAGGCUGGGAACCUCUGUACUCCAUUUUGGCCGAGAUCCACAAGUACACUACGUUGCCUACGCGCACCGAGCGUCAAACCCAUGCGGAAUACAUGGUGGAAACCUUCCUCGUCCAUCCCGAUGCCGUCGUGGUGGCGCAUCUACACCUCACGGACGACGAAUGCUUCCAAUCCGUGGUCCAGUCGGUCGUCGAUGCGGUCGCGGACAAGACAUGCACGUUGGACAUGUGGAGCUCGUUGGACGGUCGGUUGAAGCGAGCGUUGGAUUGGAGUGGGUUUUUCAAAUCCGACAUGUUUGGGGACCUCUGCAACGCGAUCCGCGAGCGGCACCCCAUGACCCUGCACGAUGUCCUCGGCGACUGCGACGCCACGCGCAUCCGGUACCUGGAGCUGUACUUGCGCGAGUUCCACCACCCCGGGGGCGUGAGCAACCUCCUCUUCUGGGUCGACGUCCAAACAACGUUCCUUCCCCUCGUCACCACGCAACCGGCCUCGUCGUCGUCGUCCUUCUCCAUGGCGCGCUUCGAGGAGAUCCAAGUGACCGUGCGCCGCCUCUUUAACGCGUACCUGGCAGACAAUCCGAGCGGCGGGACGGCCACCGCGGUCCCCGACGACACCAAGAAGGACGUACUGGCGCGCAUCUUGCUCUACCAGGGCGAGCCGUUCUCUCCGCCGCGGUAUGCGACACUGUUCAAAGCCGCGCAGGACCACGUGUGGCGGUGGCUGGCGUCCAAGAUCAUGCCCAACUUCCAAAACUCCAUGCUGUACAUCCAGUGGAUGGUCGAAGUCGAGCGGGUGCUGGCGGACCGGCACCUCCACCGCGCCUACGAAUCCGUCGCCUCUCCAUCUUCGCCUCACAAACCCCUCAAAGGCACCCUCGUCCUCCCCCUUCCUUACGCCUCCAACCGACUCCCAUCAUCUUCCAAGCCUCAUCCAGACCCCCCCCUUCGCCCAACAUUCGCCAACACGUUCACAAGCCCCCUCCCACCGUCAUUAGAGCAUGUGCUGACGUUCUCCAUCGCGCCACAGACCGACGGCUGCGGCGCCUUUGCCGCGUCGAUCCAUGACACUCCUGUGCACUUGGAGUGGCAUGCCAGCUGGAGUCGGGAGGUUGGACCCCCUCCCAUAGAUGAUGUGCAGUCGUACUGUGUGGAUUCUCGUCAGCCCCUCGUCGUAGGCGCUGCCUCUUCCACCUCCACGCAUGGCUUUCUGCUGCACGAUUCCGCCGCCGCCAUGGACCUCCAUGGCGUAUGUGUGACACAGUGGGCGCCUCUUCAGUCCGACCCGACUGGACCUACGGUGUACCUACCAACCAUCACAGCGUUCCUCGCUCGGUCGUCGCUGUGGCACCUGCGAGCCGACUUGGUAACUGCUGCCAGUGAGGUUCACGCCCAGUCCCAGGCCGACUGGACGGCAGACACGUGGCAGCGUGUUGUGGCGGCAGUCGCCCAGCCGAGUCGGCUGUACGAGCUCACGCCGCGCUUCCGCGCUUUUACGGGCAUGAGGCAGUGGGGAUCGGAAUUUGGAGGUCUGCGGCGACUCGUGGCGCAUCUCCACCUUCAAGUACAUCAGAAUGUCCUUAUACUGUACUACUACAUGGUGGUAGAACGUCGUCGCAGCGGCCACGGCGCUCCUCGUCGGCCAUCGCGUGUAUGUGAUCGCAUCGAGUCGAAACGUGCUGUACGAGUCCACGGAAGCGCUUGUAGCUGUGUUGACUCCAUUGAAAUGGCCGGUAGAAUGUCCAGCAUGUCGGCAUCCUGUGAGUGGGUUGAUGUAUAGUACACGUACGUCCCGUACUGCUGCUCCAUGCCGCCGACCAAGACGGAGUUCCAUCAGCAUUCUCCCUUUUGCAUUGGCGUGGAAGGAUCGAUUCAGAUCAAGCGGUCGCCGCAGGACGCCGCGACACACCACAUUCGUACAUGCAUUGGACCUUCCAGAAGAGACAUCGGAUUGAAGAUGUAUGUAGGAAGCAGCCUGUGCAACCUCACGCGCGUGCAUGCAGUGGUCCGCGACGUCCGCGGCGUGUGCUCCGCCGAUGCCGUGGCGCGCGCGGUGCUUGUAGACUUGGAUCAUGACGAAGUGUAUGUCCCGAUCAAGCAAGAGUUGCCGGAACCCCCGCGUAGGAUUGUCAUGUUGAUGAGAGAACGGGGGACUGAUUGAUGGGAGGAGGGUAGAGGGACUCGUGCGUGCGCUCGAGUUGGCGUGGCGCGGGGUGCUGCAGCCUCGCUUGGCAAAGGCAGACGAGUGCCGGUUCACCGGACCGACUCCUGUCCCCUCUGUGGACGACGGCGUGCUGGUUGAAGCCCAUCACGACGAGGGACUGAAGACAAGCAUGGCCGCGUUCCUGGAAGCCAUGUUCGGUCGCGUCAUGGACUUUGUUCGGUCAUAUCCAAAUGAUAUUGAUCUGGGACAACACAAACCCGCGAUUCCGCUCCAAGGCGGCGACGGCGAGACGUGCACGUCCUUUGCAGUGUUUGACGUCGACGGAUUCUUGGCCGCACACAUGGAGUUGGGAUGCCGCGACUUCUUCCGCCAGGUCUUCGCCACGGAGAUGUUUGGAAAUUAUUUGGAACGGCAGCUGCGGCGGUUUCAAAAGUAGCCAAUAGAAUCACGUUGAAGGAACCAAUCAAAUUGGGCAGUGUUGAGGUUAGCCAAUAGAAGGCGUUUCCAUAAAUCAAUGACGAGAAUCCAAUUGACCAAUCAACGAGAUGCGAAAACUCCUGCUUGAACGAUCUUCUUUA